GCCAUAAACAUAAACAUCGGAUUGUCACAGAGCUCAUUCACUGAGUCCGACGUAAACAAACCAGAAAUGACGUCGCAAAUCCGACAAAACUUCCACCAGGACUGCGAGGCCGCCAUCAACAGACAGAUAAACCUUGAGCUCUAUGCCUCUUAUGUUUAUCUCUCCAUGGCAUACUACUUUGAUAGGGAUGAUAAAGCCCUACCAAAUUUUGCAAAGUUCUUCAACGCCCAGUCCAAAGAGGAGCGCGAGCAUGCAGAGAAGCUGAUGAGUCUGCAGAAUAAGCGGGGAGGCAGGAUUUUUCUGCACGACAUCAGAAAACCUGAUAGAGAUGAGUGGGGCAGUGGUCUGGAGGCUCUGGAGUGUUCCUUGCAGCUGGAGAAAAGUGUAAACCAAUCCCUGCUGGACCUGCAGAAAAUGGCGACUGAACACAAUGAUCCCCAUAUGUGCGACUUCAUAGAAACACAUUAUCUGGAUGAGCAGGUUAAAUCGAUCAAACAACUCUCUGACUGGAUUACCAACCUGCGCCGAAUGGGAGCCACUGAUAGCGGCAUGGCUGAGUACCUCUUUGACAAACACACCAUGGCUGAUGAGGGCAGUUAAACGACACUGUACCAAACAUGUACUGCAUGUAAUACAGAUAACACUGCUUUGUUUAUGUUUGCCAAAUGCAAAGAGAGCUCUCUAAACCUCACAUUUUACGUUACAUCCCAGAUUACAAUCGAUCUGAGUGAUGUCAAGUAGAAAUAAAGACUGAGCCAACCUUUAAUCCACGCCAUGUAUGUGUUCAUACUUUGAUAUUUUACUGAUGGUUUCAGUGUUUUUGUUGUUUCCAAAGUAUGGUGGCUGAAACGCUACGAUUUAAUGUCUGUAUAAUAAAAUUUAAAAUGCAUUUCUUUUUUAAAAUAUUUGCUUGUAAGUGAAGCCGGACUGUACUGCUGGAAUAUUUAAAGGCUUUUAUAAUAAAAAAUUACAAUGACACAGAAAUUCAUAUUUCAGCU
Messenger RNA from Larimichthys crocea (large yellow croaker), 998 nucleotides. RefSeq names its product ferritin, heavy polypeptide 1b (gene fth1b). The record is from RefSeq and is a predicted model, not a curated record. Gene Ontology annotation, cellular component: cytoplasm. Bases 67 to 600 code for a protein of 177 amino acids. The transcript has 5 exons. Lineage: Eukaryota; Metazoa; Chordata; Actinopteri; Sciaenidae. Gene Ontology annotation, molecular function: ferrous iron binding; ferric iron binding. Gene Ontology annotation, biological process: iron ion transport; intracellular iron ion homeostasis.